CUCCCCGGGCGCGCUCGGGCCGCCGCAGCGCUCCCCGCCCUCGAGCCUCGUCGCAGGAGCCGCCCGCCGCCCGAGGAGGAGGAGGUGGAGGGAGCCGGAGGGGCCCGCCGAGGCGGCGGCGGCGGCGGCAAGAUGGCGGACUUCCUGCCGUCGCGGUCCGUGCUGUCCGUGUGCUUCCCCGGCUGCGUGCUGACGAGCGGCGAGGCCGAGCAGCAGCGCAAGUCCAAGGAGAUCGACAAAUGCCUGUCCCGGGAGAAGACCUACGUGAAGCGGCUCGUGAAGAUCCUGCUGCUGGGCGCGGGCGAGAGCGGCAAGUCCACCUUCCUGAAGCAGAUGCGGAUCAUCCACGGGCAGGACUUCGACCAGCGCGCGCGCGAGGAGUUCCGCCCCACCAUCUACAGCAACGUGAUUAAAGGUAUGAGGGUGCUGGUAGAUGCCCGAGAGAAGCUGCAUAUUCCGUGGGGAGAUAACUUGAACCAAGCCAAUGGAGACAAGAUGAUGGCGUUUGACACGCGGUCCCCCAUGGCGGCCCAGGGAAUGGUGGAAACUCGAGUGUUUUUACAAUAUCUCCCCGUUAUACGAGCGUUAUGGGCAGACAGUGGCAUACAGAAUGCCUAUGACCGGCGUCGAGAAUUUCAACUGGGUGAAUCUGUAAAAUAUUUCCUGGAUAACUUGGAUAAACUUGGAGAAGCAGACUACGUCCCGUCACAGCAAGACAUCCUGCUUGCCAGGAGGCCCACCAAAGGCAUUCACGAGUACGACUUUGAGAUUAAAAAUGUCCCUUUCAAAAUGGUUGAUGUAGGCGGUCAGAGGUCAGAGAGAAAGCGAUGGUUCGAGUGCUUUGACAGCGUGACAUCUAUACUUUUCCUCGUGUCCUCGAGUGAAUUUGACCAGGUGCUUAUGGAAGAUCGACUGACCAAUCGCCUGACAGAAUCUCUGAACAUUUUCGAAACGAUCGUCAAUAACCGGGUUUUCAGCAACGUCUCCAUAAUCCUCUUCUUAAACAAGACAGAUUUGCUUGAGGAGAAAGUGCAAAUUGUGAGCAUCAAAGACUAUUUCUUAGAAUUUGAAGGGGACCCCCACUGCUUAAGAGACGUCCAAAAAUUCCUGGUGGAAUGUUUCCGGAACAAGCGGCGGGACCAGCAGCAGAAGCCCCUGUACCACCACUUCACCACCGCCAUCAACACGGAGAACAUCCGCCUGGUCUUCCGCGACGUCAAGGAUACCAUUCUUCACGACAACCUCAAGCAGCUCAUGCUGCAGUGACGCACGGGAGACUGUGACCGCUUUCGUACCCUCUGUCCUUUCGAUUGUUCUCUGUGCGUUUUGUUUUUUAACACAGCAGUUUACAGCAGGAAUUAGAAACGUCUCGAUUCUAAGUUUAACUUCUUGGAAACCUUAGUCGUCCUCCCUGUGGACCUCGGUGUGUGGCGGAGAGCUGCCCACAGCGCCUGCCCAUCCCUGUUGAAGUGCAGCCUCUGAUCUGUUUCCCUGCGGCCUCCACGUGACGGGGGUAGCUUCUGGCCGAGCCUCUGACUAGGUACCGCUCAGGCUUUCGCUUCUUGCCGAAUUCUCCCAUAGUGCCAAGUAGAGAAGGUGCCCUUGACUGUGUAUCGGGAUGAGGUUAAGAAUAUUCGAUUCUCAAACAAACAAGACCCCUUUUGAUCUGCCCCGCCCGCAGCAGCGACCUGCUUUGCAGGGCUGCCAUCGGGAAAAAGUUUGAUCUAAGGACUGGCAUUCUGUAGAUGUGCACACAUUUAGCCUUCGUGUUUUUUUUUUCUUAAUUGCUUAUAUAACCAGCAGUUGUCUCGUUUUAAAAUUUCUGUGGUUUCUCAAGGUAAUGUUCUUAGUGUCUUAAAGUUUACAUAAGGAUUCCUGGUCUGAUGCUAACGAAAGUUCACGCAUGGUACGGGGCAGGGGGCAGAGAGCAAGCAAAAUGCCUUACUUAGUGUUUUGAUCCAAAGCAGUGAGUGAAAUAUAACUUGCUUUUUUCUUCAUAUUUAAAUAUUGUGUCAUGAAUGUGCCGUAUGUAAAACGUUUUGGCCAAGCAGCAACUGAAAAUGGCAGAUGGCUUGAUAAGGGAGCUUUCUAGAGAAACCUGGCCUCUCCGGGAUGUUCUGUGCUUUUACCUCUCAGACUUUGACCUCCUGUCCCAAGAUUUGGGUCCUCCCUGCAGGCAAGCACUGUGGAGACUGUCACAGACACAUUUCCUUUCCUCCUAUCUGUUCCCAUCCACUCCAGACGGGCAUUUAUGGGAGGUUGUGUUUCCUCGGGGGUUACCAAGGGCAGGAUUUUCGGGUCCCGCUACUCGAGAAGGCGCUGAGAUUCCAGCUCAUUCUCGGUGGCUCUCCGAGAGGUGCAGCACGCACGUGCUUGUAUCAUUAUUGCUCAUGAGCUUCAAGCUUUACCGAGGUACAUUUGGAAUGUUUUAGGGCUACUUGUAAGAAUACAUAGCCAUUUUUUUGUUCACAUUAGACCCCUCCUCGCCCCUAAAUGACAUGCAGCGCACCCCUGAAGCGGCUGUGUGAUGACAGGCUCGUCGGCCUGGCUGGCGUGCAGUCCAGAGGGCCCUGCCGGUAGCUUGGGUGCUGCUCGAGCGGGACUAGAGAGGCAGGUGUCGAGGCUGGUGGCCGUUGGGAAAGUCCAAGGGCUUUUCUCCUUUUCCUGGAAAUUGUUGUUUCAGACUGUGAUCUCUGUCACGUUACUGUAGAGCUGUGUUCUCAGGUAUUCUGUUGGCUAGAAGGUCCUGGAAAGGUGGGUCGGCGUGACGGAUCACGCAGCCUUUCCAGGACCGCGGUUCUCGGUCCGUCCGCUGCCUGGUGUGAGAGCGGGGCUUUCCAGGGAGCGGACCGGGGGUGGUUCAUUCCGCUCCUGACCGCUCCUGCAUCUCCACUGCCGCUUUAUCCAGACUAGCCUCAGUGCUUCUGUGCCUCGGUGCGCCACGAGCCACAGACGCAGCCCUGGGUCACAGCGUGAGGGGCCGUAGCAUGUAGUCACGCACGUGUGAGUCGUUCUACAGCCAGUGCUUCUUGCCAAAAAGAAGAUAGUGUCUCAGUUCACAGAAUUCAGUUUCAGUGCUCGUGAGUAUCUGAGUGUGUGCACGAUCACAUUGGGACUUUCUGCUGGAGUCUGUGGGCGGAUGUUGCAGACCGUCCACUUGAUGGCCAAGACCAUUUAACUCUAGUGAAGGCUGAAGUUAAGUUCCUAUAAAAGAGGAAACUCAGUGUUGUUUAAGUUCUGUUGAAGAGGCGCACGCGGACCAUGCCUGUUGCCCGACGAAGCGGCAGUGCCCCCCCCUUACCCCAUGCUGACUGCCCCCAGGCAGUGUCAGAACAUCACCUAGAUAAUGGUAUUAUGUUGUGCGUGUGUGAUGUCUCUUUCCCAAUAAGCCGCCUCCAAUGUCUCCACAUUCUUUUAAAGUACAGUCUAGGCCACUUCCCGAGGCAGCGGAUUUCUUGUGUUUAACGGCAGGCUCGUUAGACAGUGGUCGGAAGGCUUUAGGUCAGCUUCUCAAAAACCGUCCGAAGGAGUCUCACACGUGUAUCAUGAAAACUAGGUCCUUUAGAAACACCACUGUGUGAAGACGGAGGUGAUGAAAGUUAGUAGCAGACUGCAAGGGAGCUCGUGGCUUUCACCCAGCCAGUUUCUCCUCAGAGUAGCAUCCAGUUUUUCUGGUGUGUUGGCUUUUGAAAGUCUUAACGGUUGUGAUUUGGAAUAAAAUGUGCCUAAUCCCCUAUUACAUUGUGUUCUUUGAAUCUGAAUGUCUUUCUCAUUUAAUUCUUAAAAAUGUCAUACAAGUGUCCUCAUUGGCCUUGAAGAAAUAUAGGGCUUACAGAGUUGCCUUAUAAAUCAAAGACCACCACACAUUUGAGCCUUGAUUUUUACAGGGGAAAGGUUUCUGCCAGAUGUUUUCUAAGAGCCACAUAAUGUAAGGUUUGCCCCCACCACUUAAAAAUUAUUUUCUCGUGGCCCGAGUCGUUGCUUUCUGCCAAAGAGUGUACGAAUUCGAAGUGUUCACGUGAGUGUUACCGCCUGGAAGAGCACUUUGGUUAGAGAGCAACCACAGCCGAAGGUGACGUGGAAUUUAGAUCGGCCCUGUUUGUUCUGUUCUCUUUGAAGCCGCCCUGUCGGGUGUUUCACACAGUGGAGGUCCUCUGGUUGAUCUCUCUCAAGCUCAGGUGGAGGUGUCUAGGGAAAUCCUCUCUCACGAGCUGGCGGUGGCUGGUUUAAAGCAGAAGGAAGUAAGAGCCCAUGGGUACCGGAAGUGAUUCGGAGCGUCAGCUCGGAUGUAACAGGAGUUAUGCUCCUGGCCUUCUUUUCUUUUCUCUUCCCUUUUCCUUUUUUCUUUUCUUUUCUUUUCUUUUCUUUUCUUUUCUUUUCUUUUCUUUUCUUUUCUUUUCUUUUCUUUUCUUUUCUUUUCUUUUCAAGGGAGGAUGAGGAAAUCAUAACUUCCGGUGUAGCCCCAAAUAUUUGUAUUUAUGCUUUUGAUGAGAUGUAUUUUCAACAUUAGUCCCCGUAACCGGUUAUGCCUUAAUUUAUGUGAAAUAGAAAGUUACCAAGUUCUGUUCUGGUCUGAGAUCCCAGUCACUCUUUGAGGAGGCCUCAAAUUGGUGCUUUCAUUAUGUGAUGAUACAUUGAGACAAAACCCCAAACCAAGCCAUUUGAAACAAGGUUCUCUCCACUGCAGUUUGUAGCAGUGUCAUUUCUGUGUAUGUAAUAAGAAGGCUAUCAGUGUUAACUUUGAAUUUCCUGUUCGAAUCCAUGAAAUCAUGUCUGUAAAGCUCAAACAUUUGUAACAAACUCCCCCAAUAAAUCUAGAGAAAGACGCUCUGCUAACCUUUUUUAGUGCCUUUAAUUUUAUUUAAGGAAUCCAGAGCAGAACUUUGCCUGUGUCUUUUUCAGUUCAAGGUGUGAUGUGGCCCAGGGCUCACUUUGUGUCGCUUCCCUGUCAUUUCACCGCGUGGUUCCGUUGUGCUGCCGCCUCGACACGGACUGAUUUUCCUUUCUUGACAGGACCCAGGCUGGCCUCCCGGCGAACACGAGGAAGUGGGGCAUGGACGAGAUCAGGGGCCAGGGGGCGUGAGGCUCCACAUUCCAAAUACGGCAAACGGUAGAAUACACACCCAUUAUUUCAUGGUACGAGGUUAGGGCUUAAUGAAUUUAUCCUAGAGGGUGAGGUGUAAGUCUAAACCUGAACACUUGAAGCAGGUUGGAGUUUUUGGCUUUUUCAAGUACCAUCGAGGCAAUGUUAGCCUUAGGCCGGUAAGGGAUUACUAACAUCAUGUGAGGUACAGUGUUUGUACCAGUAUCAUUCUUGUGUCUUUACUUGAACAUGUCGUUAGCAUCGAAGCAAAUGGGUGCAUUCUUGUGGCAUCCAGGUCUAAACCAUCUGACCUCGAAUGCCAGAGCUCAGAGGGAACCAAAAGAGUUAAGGAUUGGGCAGUAUUUACUGGGGUGAUGGGAGGUUUGGGAAAUCUGUCCAAAUCUGCUGUCGAUAAUGAUAAAAAUUUCCAGAUGGAUGGAAGUAUUCACGGGCCCACCAUGCAUAAACUUCCAGUGUGCGGAUGUCAUGAUAGAAGUAUGCUCCUUACUUGGUAUCUGACUUGGGUUCAUAUUUAGAAAGCUCGUACAUGAUGUUUCUUGCCAUAAGUGAUAUAUUUGUCCUCAGUUAAUGCCUAUUUGAUGGGACCAAGGGGGAAACACAGGGAGGAGGAAGGACUUAAUUCUUGGAAAGUAUGUGUAACAAUGCAAUCACCUAUACCAUUUACCCUCUCUUUAUCUCUUACUUGAAGGCAGAAUGGCAAAAUGUUCUAAAUGGCUUUUCUGUACUACUCUCUGGUGAUGAGCGCUCAUUGACCACAAGAAGCCUUAUCAAAAAGUAUAUUUUGUAACAACCUCACGGAUCCUGUACCCAACAAAAACAUGAUUUGUAUUAAUUAGCUUUGUAUAAAAGUAUUUGUGGCUUAGGAUUUUUUAUACAUAUGAUAUCUUUUUAUAACUUUCCAGGAACUAAUAAGCACGUUAUCUGAUACUGUUGUAAAUUUUUUUUUCUGUCAGUGCUUUAGUUCAAGGAUUGGCAAUAAAUUAUUUCUACAGGAGGUCUGAAAGUGGAAAGAAUGAUUUGAUUUUAUAAAGUAAGUUGCUAGUCAUUAGGGCUUUUUUUGUACAUGUUUUGCAAAAACUCCGCCUCUUGCUAUUAAUAUGUAAAAAUUACUGACACUUAAUAAACAUUUAUAAACCAUUCAA
Messenger RNA from Hyaena hyaena (striped hyena), 6246 nucleotides. It is a transcript of the gene GNA13, whose product is annotated as G protein subunit alpha 13. The transcript has 4 exons. The record is from RefSeq and is a predicted model, not a curated record. NCBI's taxonomy places the organism in Eukaryota, Metazoa, Chordata, Mammalia, Carnivora, Hyaenidae. The coding region runs from base 133 to 1266 and encodes 377 amino acids. Gene Ontology annotation, molecular function: GTPase activity; D5 dopamine receptor binding; guanyl nucleotide binding. Gene Ontology annotation, biological process: adenylate cyclase-activating G protein-coupled receptor signaling pathway; Rho protein signal transduction. Gene Ontology annotation, cellular component: brush border membrane; heterotrimeric G-protein complex.